ACCGCGUUUUCGGUAGACUGCUGUUGGUACGUCGUAUGUUCUCUGCGUCUUCUUGCCUCACCUUCAUUUCGUCGUCAACUGCGGAACCUCGGACACUGGUAUCGUACGUCAUUGCGGUGUAUAACCCGGUAAUAUCACCGUCGAAUACGAAUUUUGCGUAUUCGUGUCCCGUCUUCGGGCGGAGUUAUCGUGUCGUACCAUACCUACCUGACGGUGGAUAGAAGAAAGAAGUAUACGAAAAGGGAACAUUGCGAAUUCGACUUACGAAAAAAAAAAAAUUAUAAUCGACGAUGUCUGACAACAGAAACAAUGGAACUGGCAACAGAAACAAUGGGACUUCAAAUAGAAAAAGUGUGGCUGGCACUAGCAACGGUGGAGCUAGCACCAGCAACGGCAGAGCUAGCACCAGCAACGGCAGAGCUGGCACCAGCAACGGCGGAGCUAGUACCAGCAACGGCGAAGCUAUCACCAGCAACGGCGGAGCUAGCACCAGCAACGGCGUAGUUAGCACCAUCAACGGUGGAGAUAGUACCAUCAACGGCGGAGCUAGCACCAGCAACGGUGGAGUUGGCACCAGCGUCGUGAACACGACAAGACGUUUGGUGAGUACAAUCCGUCAUGUUUAUUUUUUUUCUAUUUAUAAAGAAUAUCGUAAGUAACAUGGUAGUGGUAGGUAUUGUUGUUGGGCUCGUGGCGAUUAAUCCGGUAGUGUGGCGCGCAAAAAAAAUUCACAAACCAUAAUGUAUCUAUUAAGUCGUAAUAUGUUCG
Cinara cedri is the source of this 768-nucleotide messenger RNA. The record is from the annotation of a GenBank genome assembly. NCBI's taxonomy places the organism in Eukaryota, Metazoa, Arthropoda, Insecta, Hemiptera, Aphididae.